Messenger RNA from Gadus morhua (Atlantic cod), 2764 nucleotides. RefSeq names its product opsin 7, group member d (gene opn7d). Gene Ontology annotation, biological process: G protein-coupled receptor signaling pathway. The record is from RefSeq and is a predicted model, not a curated record. Gene Ontology annotation, molecular function: G protein-coupled receptor activity. Gene Ontology annotation, cellular component: membrane. The transcript has 5 exons. The coding region runs from base 744 to 2009 and encodes 421 amino acids. Lineage: Eukaryota; Metazoa; Chordata; Actinopteri; Gadiformes; Gadidae.
GUGCAUGCUUUUUUUUGGGGGUUUGUGUGUGUAAGUGUGUGCAUAUGCGUGUGCAGAUGCAAUCAGGGUUUAAGUCCUAUGGAACUUAAAUGUCGCCCCCCCCCACCACCCAGCCACCCUCUCUUUCUCCCUCAGAUAAUCUUCAGACCGUGACAUAAUCAGAGUCAUGGAUAUUACUGUGGAAGAUAUUACUGGACAACAUCUGUUGAAACCCCUGAAAGCUCCACAGUUCCGCCAAGCCUGUCUUUCUGUUAAUAAUGCCUGAUUUAUAAUAUGAUUCCUUUUUUUUAAAUAUAUAUAUUAUUUUGGCACUCCAAAGGACUACUCUUAGUUUAUUUAUAAUUGUUCUUGUGUUAACAUAAUGUCCUACAUAAUUUUUCAAUAUCCCCGCUCAGCUCCAAGACCUGUGCACAAAAUGUGCAUUGACAAUCACACACAAUAUGCAUACAUGGAAGUACAUGGCAGUUUUUUGCUGAUCAUUGAUUCACAAUCUCAAUAUUAUUACAUUACCUGUUUUGUAAAAAAAUAUAUUUAGGAUUAAUUGGGAGAUUAAGAUCUUCAUUUGAAUAUAUAAGGCUUAUGUGGUCUAUUUUUAUUUUCCGCUAAUUAAAAACGAAUAAUUACGAUUAAUAAUAACGUAAUACAUUUAUAAAUAAUUAAAUACGUUUAAUCAGUGCUGUAAAUCCAUUGUGAAGGCUUGGAUAUUUGAUUCCAUACAAUACUGAGUACCAGUUAACUUGUGCAUGUACCGUCUGCUCACAACACCACCUCGCCUCCUCUUUCUUGCCUCUCCUCUCCAGAUGGGAAAUGCCUCAGACGCAUCUGAUGUUUUCGCCUCCACCAUUUCUAGAGAACACGAUGUUAUCAUGGGAUCCCUUUACACAGUGUUCUGUGCAUUGUCUCUCGUGGGCAACGGUGUUCUUCUACUCGUCGCCUAUCGUAAAAGGCUUACCCUCAAGCCGGCUGAGUUUUUUAUCGUCAAUCUAUCAAUCAGUGACCUUGGGAUGACCCUCUCCUUGUUUCCUUUGGCCAUACCGUCAGCUUUCUCCCAUAGGUGGCUGUUUGGGGAAGUCACCUGUCAGGCGUACGCUCUCUGUGGCGUGUUGUUUGGUCUGUGCAGCCUCACCAACCUCACUGCCCUGUCCCUGGUGUGCUGUCUGAAAGUCUGCUUUCCUAACCACGGCAAUAAGUUCUCCUCCUCCCACGCCUGCGUCAUGGUGGGGGGGGUCUGGUCCUACGCGUCUGUGUUCGCGGUGGGGCCCCUGGCGCAGUGGGGCAACUACGCGGUCGAGCCCUACGGCACGGCGUGCUGCAUCGACUGGCGCUCGCCCAACCACAGCCUCUCCGCCCUGUCUUACAUCGUGUGCCUGUUCCUGUUCUGCUACGCCGUGCCCUGCGUGGUCAUCUUCCUCUCCUACGCCUUCAUCCUGCUGACGGUGCGCGGGUCACAGCAGGCCGUGCAGCAGCACGUGUCGCCACCGCAGUCACGAACCAGCAAUGCGCACGCGCUCAUCGUCAAGUUGUCCGUGGCGGUCUGCAUUGGCUUCCUGGGGGCCUGGACCCCCUACGCCGUGGUGUCCAUGCUGGCCGCGUUCGGCGACGCUGAUUCAAUUUCCCCCGUGGCGUUCGCCAUGGCGGCCAUACUGGCCAAGAUCUCCACUGUCUACAACCCCGUGGUCUACCUCCUGUGCAAACCCAACUUUCGUAAAUGUCUAUACAGCGACACGUCCUCGUUCCGGCAGAGGAUCUGCCGAGGCAGUCCCCAGCCGGACCAGGGGCAGCGCUUUGGGUCCCGCACGCAGUGCCAGGACCACAAGGACGCCAGCGUCUCCACGCGCUUCUCCAACGGACAGCCGGAGAGCUACGGCGCGUGUCUGGACUACUCGGGGGACGGAUCUCCAUGUGCCCGGGCCUCGCCCCUGCCGACCGCCAGCACACUGACCCACUCCUCCCCCGGGGAGGUGGCGGUGUGUCGACUCCCAGCUCGACUGCAGGCGCACUUCCUGUAGUGUGUCCCAGCAUCCUCUCUGUUGGAGGAUAAUAAGACCCUCUGCGCAAGAUUUACAGCUCACGCCUCAGUGGGCCUACACAGCCAAGAGAACUGUGAGUUGUGUGUUAUGUAUCCAUUGUGAUAUGUUAACACCUUGACAUAUCCAAACGACAGUAUUCUUGGGGACCACUCUGCCUACUCUUGGGGCCGGGGUACCUUUUGGACCUUUUCACAUUCCAUGGUUGUAGUCUUUCGAGGUACAAGCAUUUAUUGGAUGAUGAUCUCAUUGAGAUGAGUUGCAGGAGCAGGGCUGAUUAUUAAAAUAAAAAAUAAAAUGUAGGUUGUGCAAUGAUCAUAAAUCUUGUUAAAUCUAUCGAAUUAUCGUAUAGAUUAUACAGCAUCCUUUACUGUUGCAAUGAGAAAAAAUAACACGGAAAGUGAAAACAAUAAAUAGUGAAAAGAGAAAUAUUCACCCAACAUCAAUGCAAUGGGUUACCGGAGUAUAUUGUAAUGUUAGUAUUGUUACAGAAUGUCUUUGUCGAACCAAAAGAAAGUCAAUGUGUGUGUGUCAUCAAAGCUCUUUUUAUUAGUUUCAAUCUUAUGUCCCAUUCCAUAGUGUACAUGUAUGAUGCCUCAAAAACUAAUAAUAAAGAAGACAUGAGGACAUUUAAUCACCACCAUCGUUUUAAACAAUGGAAUUGUCAAUUUAAUCAGUGGAGUCCAUGCUCAUCAAUAAAGCAAUUUGUGAUACUAAGCUGAAUAAAGACGCUGUAU